Pediculus humanus corporis (human body louse) is the source of this 573-nucleotide messenger RNA. RefSeq names its product ankyrin repeat-containing protein, putative. Bases 1 to 573 code for a protein of 190 amino acids. The record is from RefSeq and is a predicted model, not a curated record. Gene Ontology annotation, molecular function: protein binding. Lineage: Eukaryota; Metazoa; Arthropoda; Insecta; Psocodea; Pediculidae. The transcript is spliced from 5 exons.
AUGUUGAGAAGUUCGAUGGGUUAUACGCCUCUUCAUUUGGCUAUGCAAUACGAACACGAAGAAAUAUUCGAUUUGUUGGUUCAAGUUUACGCGGCCGAUCAAAAUUUGAGAGAUUGGAGUGGGAAAAAACCGAGGCAGUAUCGGGCCAACAUGGACACUUCGGUAUCUGCUGACACGUUUAGAAAAAUCAAAGCGCGAAAAAAAUACGUAGAAAAAGAAUCCGGGUUUUUGAGAAUUGGUUCUCUGAAUGUUCGAGUGAAGAGGACGACGGAAGCGUUCAGUAAUUAUUUUCUAGGGGGUCAAAGCAGCGAUAAAUUGUUGAAGUCUUGGGGAUCCGCAGAUAACGUACACGAAAACGAUAAAAAAUUAAUGCAACCCCCCAAAUCGGGAGCUAUAAAAAAGAGAAAAUCAAAACGGGAAGUCGAUUACGCUCACAGCAGAAGCACUCCGACGACUCCUGUCCAGCACAGAUCGAGCACCAUAAGCGUGGGAAGCGUUGAAAAUUACGAACAACAGGAUUCGGAUUCUGAUACUGCUGCUGGAUUCGGUGCUCAGUGGCAGAGUAAAAUGUGA